This is a messenger RNA of Eurypyga helias (sunbittern), 1033 nucleotides long. RefSeq names its product high mobility group box 2 (gene HMGB2). NCBI's taxonomy places the organism in Eukaryota, Metazoa, Chordata, Aves, Eurypygiformes, Eurypygidae. Gene Ontology annotation, cellular component: nucleus. The transcript is spliced from 4 exons. The coding region runs from base 16 to 642 and encodes 208 amino acids. The record is from RefSeq and is a predicted model, not a curated record. Gene Ontology annotation, biological process: regulation of transcription by RNA polymerase II. Gene Ontology annotation, molecular function: DNA binding, bending.
GCCGCCGACCUCGCCAUGGGCAAAGGCGACCCCAACAAGCCGCGGGGCAAGAUGUCCUCGUACGCCUACUUCGUGCAGACCUGCCGCGAGGAGCACAAGAAGAAGCACCCGGACUCGUCCGUCAACUUCGCCGAGUUCUCGCGGAAGUGCUCGGAGCGGUGGAAGACAAUGUCCAGCAAGGAAAAAGGGAAGUUUGAAGAAAUGGCCAAAGGAGACAAAGCUCGUUACGACAGGGAGAUGAAAAACUAUGUUCCUCCCAAAGGCGAAAAGAAGGGAAAGAAGAAAGACCCCAAUGCUCCUAAGAGACCACCAUCUGCGUUCUUCCUUUUCUGUUCUGAACAUCGCCCCAAAAUCAAAAAUGACCAUCCCGGCUUGUCGAUCGGAGACACGGCAAAGAAACUGGGAGAAAUGUGGUCCGAACAGUCGGCCAAAGAUAAACAGCCGUACGAACAGAAGGCUGCGAAGCUAAAGGAGAAAUAUGAAAAGGAUAUUGCAGCGUAUCGUGCCAAGAGCAAGAGCGAUGCCGGGAAAAAGGGCCCAGGUAGGCCUGCAGGAUCUAAGAAGAAAGCAGAACCAGAAGAGGAGGAGGAAGAGGAGGAGGAGGAAGAUGAAGAGGAGGAAGAAGAUGAGGAUGAGGAAUAAAUGAAUGUCCUGCUGUAAAGAUUUAUGCUCAAAAUCCAAUAUUUUGCUAAGAAUGUGAACUCGAGUGCAGCUCGUUGUUAGCUUCAGUAUAAAAAUCUGUACAGAACUGUGUAUAGGUGAUGUGGUUUUGUGUAGGGAGACCUCUAUUUUUAAUGUAAGUGGUAGCCGAGGGCUGCUACAGUUGGGUUAAAAAAAAAAAAGAAAAAAAAGGAAAAGUUGUGGAAUGUUUCUGCAUAUUUAAUGGUUUUGUUGAAAUUCAGUGACUGAUAGCCAGGUGUUUCUCUAGAGUGAAGCGAAACAAAGGAGGUAGCUUAAUAGCUGAUCUUAUAUUUUGUAGUAUAUUGCAUUGUAUUACUUUUUUAACAGUUUUGUAAUAAAAUGUUGUACAUGA